Molecule: messenger RNA, 1777 nt
Organism: Cuscuta campestris
Lineage: Eukaryota; Viridiplantae; Streptophyta; Magnoliopsida; Solanales; Convolvulaceae
Source: the annotation of a GenBank genome assembly
UAACAUCAAACUCGACAACCCAGCCGUACGUUAUUUCCUCAGACGCCUCAAUCUCGUUGUCCGAGUGUUCAGAUCAAAUCGUUGUCUGGCUUUUGGAGGAUUAUAUUCAAUCUCAGCAUGACUGUGAAGGUAGCAAAUGGUGUUAUGAAGGGAUCAGAGGGAUCCGUGUUUAAGCGAAUUGGCAGAGCACAUAAUUUGUACACCAGAGUGUGUGUAUUUUGGCUUCAAGGAAAAUGCAACCGGAACCCUUGCAAGUAUCUACAUACAGCACCAUCUUCUCCGUACCCUCAGCAAUCUCUCUCAAGAAUCUCUCGACAGUCUACCCGACCCACAAGCACCUGGGUGAAUCCUAAUUCCAAAGGUCCAAAGAGAGGAAUUUCUUCGGCCAAUGAAAAAGGUUCUGUUUCUCCAGCCAAUGAAAAAGUUUCUGUUUCUCCGGUCAAUGAAAAAGUUUCUGUUUCUUCGGCCAAUGAAGAAGGUUCUGUUUCUCCGGCCAAUGAAAAAGUUUCUGGACAUGACGUUCGCUCCGUGACUCAAGAAAGACUUGCCAUCACCAGAACAACUGAAUUUCAGGGUGAAGAUAAUCAAAAGCCGAAAAUCAAGCCAUGCAAGAGCUUGGUAGAUGACAGUUGUGUCCAUGGGGACAAGCGUAAUGACUUGCAUGCACAGCCAUCUGGAAAUGGCUUCUCCAUGCUGGCAAAGUUAGACGGGCAUAGCAUGGCCAUUACUGGAAUUGCACUUCCAUCUGAUUCCAGCCAGCUCUUCUCUGGUAGCAAAGACAAAUCAGUUCGCAUGUGGGACUGUCACAGUGGUCAGUGUGCUGGUGUUGUUCAGUUUGACCACGAAAUCGGGUGCUUGGUUAGCGAAGGUCCAUAUGUGUUUUUUGGAUUGCCAAAUGUUAUUAAGGCGUGGAACACUCAGACUAAAAUGAUGCAUGAGUUAACAGCAUCAUUUGGGCAAGUUUAUUCAAUAACUGUGCAUGAAAAUAUGCUCUUUGCUGGAACUGAGGAUGGAACCAUAUUGGUGUGGAAGUUCAGCUCAGCAGAUGCAGUACCUGAACUAGUAGCAUCACUGAAAGGUCACAGCCUGGCUGUUUUCUCACUUCUUGUGAGUGCAGAUAGACUAUACUCAGCUUCUGGGGACAAAACAUUAAGGGUGUGGGAUCUCAAAACUUUGCAAUGCUUGCAAACGCUGCAUGGGCACGCGGGUGCUGUGAUGUCUGUCCUUUGCUGGGAGAGCUAUUUGAUAUCUGGGUCCUUAGAUAACACAAUAAAAGUAUGGGCUGCAACUGAAAGUGGGAACAUGGAAGUGAUCUAUGAACACAAGGAAGAGACUGGCAUUCUAUCAUUUUGUGGAAUACGUGAUGCCGAAGGCAAACCUAUUUUGAUAUGCUCGUGCAAAGACAAUAUUAUCCGCCUAUACGACCUCCCUUCGUUUUCCGACCGGGGCCGAAUUGUUACGAAUGGUGAAGCCCCUUCGCUCCGGGCAACAGAUGGUGGACUGUUAUUCAUUGGGGAUAGAAAUGGCCUGCUUUGUGUUUGGAAAUUGCUUCAAUAGGCUGCAAAACAAAAGACAGUGCUCCCAGAUUUAGCACAAGGGGAAGUUCCUGACCACACAAGAAUUUGGGUAGAUUAUAAUGUCAAUUUUGGGCUUUAGUUUAGGUUUUGUAAUGAACAGAUUUAUUGGGUACUAUAAAGCUGGAAAAUAUGUAUGAGUGAAAAUAUUAGAGGCUUCGUUUGGUAUAUGAAAUUUAGGCCAUUAAAUUAUAAUUGGCGAU